Messenger RNA from Glycine soja, 884 nucleotides. RefSeq names its product myosin IC heavy chain-like. The transcript has 4 exons. Gene Ontology annotation, cellular component: myosin complex. NCBI's taxonomy places the organism in Eukaryota, Viridiplantae, Streptophyta, Magnoliopsida, Fabales, Fabaceae. Bases 69 to 614 code for a protein of 181 amino acids. Gene Ontology annotation, molecular function: cytoskeletal motor activity. The record is from RefSeq and is a predicted model, not a curated record.
CUCAUAAGGUAACCACUCCCAUCUCAAAUUCUCAACGUUUCUUUCUGUUUUGGCAAACACGGUUGAGAAUGUCAAGGCGGGUCCAAAUCGACGAUCCCAAAAACGACGACGACGUUCCCAAAAACGACGACGUUCCAGACGCUGAUUCCUCUCAGCUCCGUAAACGGGACUACAUUGACGUCCCUUCUCACCCCUACUUGAUGAAGCUUUUGAACAAGCAAGGGGACCAGAUUGUUCUAUUUGCGGAUAGAGUUUUGAAGUUCACGGGUUCGGGGAAGAUGAAAUGCCGCAUUCUGUUGGUUACGGAUUUUGCGAUUUACAUUGUUGACCCUGAGACUGAUUCGCUUAAGCGGAGGAUAGCCCUUGCAGCGGUUGAGAAGAUUUGUCUGAGUGAACUAAGUGAUAACUUUCUUGCAGUUAUAAUUCCGACAGAGUAUGAUUUACUUAUAGCUAGCGCUAGAAAGAAUGAAAUCGUCGCUGCCUUUGUUGAAGCUUAUGAACUCGAGGUGGUUUCUUCCAAUAGGUUUGAGUAUAAUGCAGCAUCUGACUUGGUUAAGGAAAUUGAAUUUGAGGAAGCUGAAGGGGGCGUCAAAACAAGAAUUUUGAGGAAGUGAACUUCUUUUCUAUUUUCGUGAUAACAUCUGUAAACUUGGUAGGAGACCCGUACAGGAAAUGAUUGUUAAUCGAUUGUGUAGGAAAGGUUCUUUUGGUACAGUGUUUCCUUUCCAAAGAUUAAUUACGCUAUUAUUCUUUUAUCAGAAAUUUUAGAAGAGCAGAAAUAUAUAGUUUCAAUCUGAAACCAGAUUCAACUGGAUGUAUGAAAUGGAAUUAUAUCUAAUUUUUUAAGCUAACACGAUAUCAUAUGUAGCUUGUUUCCUGUCUCU